Messenger RNA from Rhinolophus ferrumequinum (greater horseshoe bat), 3088 nucleotides. RefSeq names its product DnaJ heat shock protein family (Hsp40) member C11 (gene DNAJC11). The coding region runs from base 59 to 1738 and encodes 559 amino acids. Lineage: Eukaryota; Metazoa; Chordata; Mammalia; Chiroptera; Rhinolophidae. Gene Ontology annotation, biological process: cristae formation. The record is from RefSeq and is a predicted model, not a curated record. The transcript is spliced from 16 exons.
AUCGCCGGUCCCUCUUGAGCACGGUCUUACGGGCUUGGCGGGGUGAAAGGUUGCGAAGAUGGCGACGGCCUUGAGCGAGGAGGAGCUGGACAAUGAAGACUAUUACUCGUUGUUGAACGUGCGCAGGGAGGCUUCUUCUGAAGAGCUGAAAGCUGCCUACCGGAGGCUUUGUAUGCUUUACCAUCCCGACAAGCACAGAGACCCAGAGCUCAAAUCACAGGCGGAACGACUGUUUAACCUUGUUCACCAGGCUUAUGAAGUGCUUAGUGACCCCCAGACCAGGGCCAUCUAUGAUAUUUAUGGGAAGAGAGGACUGGAAAUGGAAGGAUGGGAGGUUGUGGAAAGGAGGAGAACGCCCGCUGAAAUCAGAGAAGAGUUUGAGCGGCUGCAGAGGGAGAGGGAAGAGCGGAGACUGCAGCAGCGCACCAAUCCCAAGGGGACCAUCAGCGUGGGCAUUGAUGCCACCGACCUUUUUGAUCGCUAUGAGGAGGAAUAUGAAGAUAUGUCCGGAAGUGGCUUUCCACAGAUUGAAAUUAACAAGAUGCACAUAUCCCAGUCCAUCGAGGCACCCUUGACAGCUACAGACACAGCCAUCCUCUCUGGAAGCCUCUCGACCCAGAAUGGGAAUGGAGGGGGUUCCAUUAACUUCGCGCUCAGACGAGUCACUUCUGCAAAGGGAUGGGGAGAGUUAGAAUUUGGAGCUGGGGAUCUGCAGGGGCCUCUGUUUGGUCUGAAGCUGUUCCGUAAUCUCACGCCAAGAUGCUUUGUGACGACAAACUGUGCUCUGCAGUUUUCGUCCCGCGGCAUCCGGCCUGGCCUUACCACUGUCCUGGCCCGGAACCUGGACAAGAACACCGUGGGCUACCUGCAGUGGCGAUGGGGGAUCCAGUCGGCCAUGAACACGAGCAUCGUCCGGGACACCAAAACCAGCCACUUCACCGUGGCGCUGCAGCUUGGAAUCCCUCACUCCUUCGCACUGAUCAGCUAUCAGCACAAAUUCCAGGAUGACGAUCAGACUCGUGUGAAAGGGUCCCUCAAGGCAGGCUUCUUUGGGACGGUGGUGGAGUACGGGGCAGAGAGGAAAAUCUCCAGCCACAGCGUUCUAGGUGCAACUGUCAGCAUCGGAGUCCCACAGGGUGUUUCUCUCAAAGUCAAGUUAAACAGAGCCAGUCAGACUUACUUCUUCCCCAUCCACCUGACGGACCAGCUCCUUCCCAGCGCUGUGUUCUAUGCCACCGUGGGGCCGCUCGUGGCCUACUUUGCCAUGCACCGUCUGGUCAUCAAACCAUACCUCAGGGCUCAGAAGGAGAAGGAAUUGGAAAAGCAAAGGGAAAGCACAGCCACCGACAUUCUGCAGAAGAAACAAGAGGCGGAAGCUGCUGUUCGGUUGAUGCAGGAAUCUGUCCGAAGGAUAAUCGAGGCAGAAGAAUCCAGAAUGGGGCUCAUCAUUGUCAACGCCUGGUACGGGAAGUUUGUCAACGACAAGAGCAAGAAGAGCGAGAAGGUGAAGGUGAUUGAUGUGACCGUGCCCCUGCAGUGCCUGGUGAAGGAUUCGAAGCUCAUCCUGACAGAGGCUUCCAAGGCUGGGCUGCCCGGGUUCUAUGACCCAUGUGUGGGUGAAGAGAAGAACCUGAAAGUGCUUUACCAGUUCCGAGGUGUCCUCCAUCAGGUGAUGGCGCUGGACAGUGAGGCGCUUAGGAUACCAAAGCAGUCUCACAGGAUUGAUACAGAUGGAUAAACUGCUAGAGAAACCAGAUUAAAAGAAGCUGCAAAAAGCCUUUUCCUGGGAGUCUACAAAUUUGGAAGCAGGGAAAAACCCAGACAUCAGAUGUGUUUAUUUUAUAUUAUUCCUGUAGAAGGUGGUACUGUACCAAUUAUGUGAAGGGACACACAGACACCCCACUGUCACGGGUGCUGUGGGUACCGCUGAGGCAGGCCCACCCGGACCAGAACUGCAGCACAGCCGUGUCUAUUUCCCCAAGGAUCAUGUGCCCGGAGGGAAGGGCCCUGGGCCCCGGCUGCCCCUGGGUCCCUCCCAGGCUCUUCAGCACGAGCUGGCUGCAGCCGCAGUACUUUUCGGUCUGUCUUGAGGUCAUUAGGGAACGUCCUGCCCUCACACACAGGACUGUGAACUGCUUUUCUAGAAUCCACACUGAACAUGGAAAGGAAGGAAGGCAUUCCCAGGAACGGAGGUCUCCAGUCAAGAGAGGAUCUGUCCCAUCAACUUCCCGAGAACCACCUUUUCCUGCUGAAGUAUGAAUCUGGAGAGGAUUGUGUGGGUUUAUAAAUCUGCUUUUUAUCUGAGAACGAAUGGUUUUGGAAAUUAGUCUUUUUUCCCUCCCAGAACUUCUCGAAUCAUUCCACUGGCACCUGCCUUGGGACGGUGGUGUAACUCACCGUCCCAUGGCCAUCCCUGUUACAAGUCACGUCCUUCGCGAAGCAACCCCCACAUCCUAGUGGGGAAGGGCUGAUGUCCCUCUCACCAGCCCCGCCCCACGCAGCUCAGCCAGCCUCAAUCAACUCUCGAGCGCUGGGAGCUCCGAGGCCGGCAGGUGGCGCUGCGGCUCCCCACACCUGUCAGGUCCAGCGCCCUCCCCGCAGGGGACUCCUUUCUGGGUGCCUGCUCCCAGGACCCUCUGUCUUCACUGGCCUCUGCUGGAUGCAGAUUAUCCUGGGAGCCAGGAUACUUCCAAACAGCCUGGUCUCUUAACUGCAGUACAGUCACCCAGUGAGCAGAGGCCCUGGGUGGUUGCUGGUUCUGACAGGCCCCUGCCGCUAUUGCUACAAUCUGGCUUCACUCCCUGACGUUGGUACCAGUGUAAUCGCUAAUAACCUCCUUCCUCCAAUUUUUUUUUUAAAAAAACAACACUUCAGGUUGUCCGAUCCUAUAAUAUUUAUCUCCAUUUUUAAAAAGUUUUUCUGAGCUGCUGCUCCGAAUGUGAAUUGUGCAAUAAUCAAUGCGAUUAGUGGGUCUGACUUCGGACACAGCCGUGGGCCCUCCGCGGCCGGUGGCUACCACUUCCCUCUUCAUUCUGCUUGAAAUGGACUGUACAGAAGGCACUCUUACCGCAAUAAACCUUUCCUGAAA